Spea bombifrons (plains spadefoot toad) is the source of this 6565-nucleotide messenger RNA. RefSeq names its product neuropilin 2 (gene NRP2). Gene Ontology annotation, cellular component: membrane. Gene Ontology annotation, biological process: vascular endothelial growth factor signaling pathway; angiogenesis; axon guidance. The coding region runs from base 478 to 3213 and encodes 911 amino acids. Lineage: Eukaryota; Metazoa; Chordata; Amphibia; Anura; Pelobatidae. Gene Ontology annotation, molecular function: semaphorin receptor activity; vascular endothelial growth factor receptor activity. The transcript has 16 exons. The record is from RefSeq and is a predicted model, not a curated record.
AGGGAGGCAGACACGGGGACGGAGUCUCACGGCACACACACGCUAACCAUCCUCUGACACACCAGCAGCCAAACACAAGCCGGGCUAACCACAAGGAUAAACCCCUCUGCCUGCUCACACCGACCCGGCUCCUCUCCACUGGAAAUACCGUUUAUUCUUUGUGUUAUUAUAGGAGCAUCAGCCACUUGUUAUCUCUCCCGAGCCGAUCCAGACCCUCUUUCUCUACAUCUUUCUUUGGGGGGAUUGACAUUUUUUCCUGAUUGUGGAUGAGACCCUCAUAGAACUCCCGACACUCUAAAGGAAUCUGAUCAAUUUAUUCAUCCAGGAGGACAUCAGCUCUGCUGUCCAGGACAAGGAGUUUAAAGGCAUUUUUUUGCACAUGGUGAAUAAACCAAGAUAGAGACGAGAGAUCGACCGGACUAAAUGACUUGUUAACACGGGAAUUCGAAGCAGAUCCGAUUCGCGUUCCCCCUGGACAUGGAUAUCGUUGUUUUUGGAGUUAUUGCUCUGUGCUUUACCGGAUCCGGAGUGUCCGCGCAGGGGGCAAACUCAUGUGGUGGUCAUCUAAAUGCCAAAGAUCCUGGGUACAUCACCUCCCCUGGGUAUCCGAAUGACUACCCAUCUCAUCAGAACUGCGAGUGGAUUAUCAGCGCUCCAGAACCCAACCAGAAGAUUGUACUUAACUUCAACCCUCACUUUGAAAUUGAAAAACACGAUUGCAAGUAUGACUUCAUUGAGAUCCGCGAUGGGGACAGUGAAUCCGCAGAGCUUCUAGGGAAACAUUGUGGAAGUAUUGCUCCGUCAACCAUCACCUCAUCGGGUUCCCAUAUCUACAUUCGGUUUAUAUCGGACUAUGCACGCCAGGGUGCUGGAUUCUCACUACGAUAUGAGAUCUUCAAAACAGGCUCUGAAGAUUGCUCAAGGAACUUCACCAGCAUCAAUGGCACCAUUGAGUCUCCCAGCUUUCCAGACAAAUACCCACACAACCUGGACUGUGUAUUUACUAUCCUGGCCAAGCCAAAAAUGGAGAUAAUCCUGCAGUUCCUGACUUUCGACCUGGAGUAUGAUCCGCUACAAGUCGGAGAGGGUGACUGCAAAUAUGAUUGGCUGGACAUUUGGGAUGGGCUUCCUGGUGUGGGGCCCUUGAUUGGCAAGUAUUGCGGCACCAAGACCCCUUCUGAGAUCCGCUCUUCAACUGGAAUCCUGUCCCUCACCUUUCACACUGACAUGGCGGUUGCUAAAGAUGGGUUUUCAGCUCGAUAUUACCUUGUCCCUCAGGAGGUCCCUGAAACUUUCCAGUGCAAUGUUCCUCUGGGGAUGGAGUCUGGACGGAUUUCUAAUGAACAGAUCAGUGCCUCCUCUACAUACACAGAUGGCAGGUGGAGCGCCCAACAGAGUAGACUCAACAGUGAUGAUAACGGCUGGACCCCCAACACGGACAACAACAAGGAAUAUCUGCAGGUGGAUCUUCGCUUCUUGACCCUGCUGACAGCUGUGGCCACUCAAGGUGCCAUUUCCAAGGAAACUCACGUUGACUACUACGUCAAGUCUUACAAGCUGGAGGUCAGCACCAACGGCGAGGACUGGAUGAUGUUUCGGCAUGGAAAAAACCACAAGAUAUUUCCAGGGAACGAUGAUGCAUCGGAAGUGGUAUUGAAUAAAAUUCCUCAGCCGGUGUUGACUCGCUUCGUCCGGUUCCGUCCUCAGACGUGGCACAGAGGGAUAGCCAUGCGGGUGGAGCUCUAUGGAUGCCAGAUUACAGAUUCCCCCUGCUCAAAUAUGUUAGGGAUGAUGUCUGGCCUAAUCUCAGACUCCCAGAUCACAGCAUCUUCAACCAGGGAGUAUCUGUGGUCCCCCGGCGUGGCUCGUUUGGUGAGCAGCCGGUCGGGCUGGUACACCCACAUUUCACAGUCCCAGGUCGGGAAGGAGUGGUUACAGGUUGACCUGGGCACCAUCAAAACUGUAAAGGGUGUUAUCAUCCAAGGCGCACGGAUCGGAGAAAGCCUUGCCACCUCUGAAAACAGGGCUUUUGUACGGAAAUUCAAAGUAGCCCACAGUUUGAACGGACACGACUGGGAAUUUAUACAGGAUCCAAAGACGGAUUUGGCCAAGCUGUUUGAGGGUAACAUGCAUUACGACACCCCCGAAGUGAGGCGGUUUGAACCCGUAGCUGCGCAAUUUGUCCGUGUUUAUCCAGAAAGGUGGUCUCCAGCUGGGAUGGGCAUGAGAAUGGAGAUACUAGGCUGCGACAGAACAGAAACCAAACCUACUUCAGAGACGAUAGAACCCACUAUGAAGACUGAAGAGACAACUACGCAAAGUACAGCUGAAGAGGAAACCUCAGACUGCGGGGAGUCUUGUGCAGAGAAUGAAGAUUUUCAAUUCCCCUCUGGGUUUAACUGCAAUUUCGACGACUCUGAGGAUGUUUGCAGCUGGAUGCAUGAUACUAACGCUGAUUUUACAUGGUCGUUCCACCCCAAUAAUCCUUGGAUGGGACAUCCUAGUUCCAACCCUGGUUACAGCAAAAAUUAUCUAAGACUGCCCAGUGGUGGGAGAAUAGAAGGUCAACAUGCACGUUUACUGAGCCCCAAAAUAUACCUGCCCAGAAGUGUUCACUGCAUGGUGUUUCGGUAUAGGGCAUCGGGAACUAGCGGUGGAACUCUGCAGAUUCUAAGGAAAUCCAGCCAAGAAAAUAAGUUACUGUGGAAGAUCAAAGAAGAGCAAGCAAGCGACUGGCGAGAAGGCAGAAUCAUCUUACACGGCUAUGAAGGAGAUUACCAGAUUGUCGUUGAGGGAAUUGUUGGAAAAGGGCAGUCUGGAGAAAUCGCCGUGGAUGACAUUCGCAUAGCUACAGACAUACCCAUGGAGCACUGUAUGGAACCGAUAACAGCUUUUCCGGGACAGAACAAAGAAUAUUCCCCAGGGGGCACCCUUCUACCAGGGAGCGAGCCCACAGUGGACACGGUGUCAGUGCAGCCCAUCCCAGUCUACUGGUAUUACGUUAUGGCAGCAGGAGGCGCUGUUCUGGUGCUGGUCUCCGUCGCGCUGGCCUUGGUGCUCCACUACCACCGCUUCCGCUAUGCGGCCAAGAAGAGCGACCCCGCCAUCACCUACAAAACCUCACACUACGCCAACGGGACACCCUUGGCAGUGGAACCCACCUUAACUAUAAAACUAGAACAAGAUGAUCGCGACCACAGCUCGCGGUGUUGAGGGUGAAACGGACACAGGAUCUAGACUUAACAGACAGCAGAACGUUGGCUGAAUUUGCACUUUUAUCCUCCUGUCCCUUAUGCCCCAAGGACACUGCGGUCUGCAUACUUUUGAACUGUUAGACACUUGGCCUCCCUUCUUGACUGUCUCUAAACUCUAAUGCUGCAUCUUGGGAAACAUUUGAGAAGAUGGUUUGAUGCCUCUUAAACCCUGAAUGCGCUUUUAUUUUUUCAAAGACUCUGUUUUUUUGUUUUUCAUAUGAUAAUUUUUUCCCCAGACGGAAAAAAAUUGCCUGCAAACAUGAAGGAAAGUCUAAAAAGGGUGUAUAUCUAUCUAAAAGGACACGCAUACGCACGUGUAUAUGUGUGUGUAUAUGUGUGUGUAUAUAUAUAUAUAUAUAUAUAUAUAUACAUACACACACAUUUCUGUAUGUGUGAUUUAGCAUGUGUGAAUGGUGUUGUACUGUAAUACAGUAGACAAAGAACAAAACAUUUGAACCCGUAUUGUGUUAUUACUAGGUAAUGAACAUAACUUACAAUCUAUUCAGUGUGUUUAAAGGAGCUUGAUAUGCCAGUAAACAUUUUUUCUGUACUUUGGCCUCUUUGUGGGUACAGCCUGUACCUGAUAAAACCACUGGGUGAGAUCAGAAAGCGGUUCCUAUAAUUUUAUCUCACAUCCUGUAACUGAUGCAAGUCUCCAAAACCGCUCAAAGUAACAACAGGCAGGCAGUGAUAAGUCCUCAAAGCCAUCCAAUUGCGGCCCUAUGACAUUCAUUUUAAGUAUCACCAGAUAACUCCAAAAUAUAGUCCCCAUAUAACAUACUUAUUAAUGGCAGGAUCCAACCAGUUUUAAAGGUCACAUGACAAAGCUCUACGUUCAGCAUGUGAACCUUCUGAACAAAAGAAAGCCGGAGGUUUUAAAUGGUUGCGGCUUACCUGUAAGUUUGUUAAUAUGUGUGAUUCCUCACACCUUAAACCGAGGCCCAACAAAACAACAGGCAGCUCUCCUACUCUGGAUGGAAUCACCGCUCCCAAUUAUGCAACGGACGCCUUUGCUUUCUUUUCGUAUGCUGCUGAGCCUUAUCAAACUUGUAGCUUCACAACCCCUGAAAAGCAAACGGUUGGCUAUUUGGCUACACAUACAAUAAAAGUAACACAAAAUUACUUAAUUUCAAAUUACCAGACUCAAGCUGUCAUACAGUGGUUUUUUGUUGGGGGAAAUUCAUUGUUCAACUCCAAAUCCUCAACCACUUUCUACAAAACAGUCCCCUCGUCUCCAUUACCUUACCAAUUCCCAGAAGUAUUUAUUCUAAAUUAUAGGUUUGUGGUGUGACAGCAGGUUUAUUGCCUGAUUAACUCGAUCGAAGAAAAAAAAAAAACAUUCUGUGAUUAACCCCCAAAUGCCAGGGAAGCAGAGCACAACCUCUCUGACACUCAGCGAUACUUAAUACCCCACCAAACCUCUUUUAGUUGCCCUAAUUAGCCUGCUUUUGUUUGGAAGAACAUAAGAGUUACUAUUAUAAGGUCUGUAGUUACAGUACUUGGUGACGUUGCAGAGCAGUCGAUUUUACAUGCAUUUUUUUUUAAGUAGCAAAUGGGUGGCCUUAUAUAUAUAUGAAGUGACAUAGAAAUGUAUAUUUUUUUCGUAUUCAUGCUGUAAUUUGGGUGCUUGAAUGUAUUUCACACACAGACGCUAAACUGCUGUGUAAACCGAUAAUACCUUUUGUAUUAGAUUUGUUCCGUCUGUUAAACAUUACUGUUAAUUUAUAGUGGUAUGAUACACACAUUGGGAUGUGCCUGCAAUUUUAAAUAUUUUGUAUAUCACGGAGGCUUAAGAUAAGAAUCCUAGAAAAUAUCGCAGCUGAUAUGGCUAGAAUAGCCAUCGUUAUGACAUUGGUUAAAGUGCAUGUUUCAGCAAUUUGAGACUUUAUUAAGAAGAUGAAACAUUUCAUUUAUUUCAGAAACAUUUGUUUCUUUUCUUUUUUGUUUGAUUUGCAUUUUUUUUUUCAUUUUGCCCCCAAUUAUUGUAAGAACCUGAAAUCUGAGCAAGAAAUGAUGCAAAUCAUAAAAUGAAUAAAUCUUGUAGAGUAAUUUAAACAAAAUAUCCCUUUGGCACUUUUAUAGCUUUUGAAAUCGAAUGUAAAAAAAUCUAACCUAAUAGUUUAGAAGUGAAAUAGUUAAACAUGAAGCAAAUAUUUCAUCAGCAGGACACCUCAUUUUUUUAGCAUUAUUUCACUACAGACAAUAGUUGGUUUAAUUAUACUCAUUGACAACCUCAAUGCUAUCUCUUAUUUUCUAAGGUCAUCGGAAGCCUGUGUUACUGCACAGGAUGUAUUAACUCUUUAAAGGAAAGCCAGUGCAUUAACCACAUACUGUCUAAUUUAAUAUAAUAUUUGGAGACUUUUGGAACACAAUGCAUUUCAAGUAAUCUAUAUUUAAGCGUUAAAUGCAGAAUCCCUUUAUGUCUAUUCAAAGUCACAUCAUUCUUAAAGCAGGGUGUCAGAUUGACUCCCCUCCAUCCAUUGCACACGUAUUGGUGAUUAUGCUAUUUGCCUUCUCCCUUCUGCUGAAUAUAGCAGCACUAUUUAAUAUUUGCCAUCUGGUUCUACAUACUUAGAACAAAAGCUCAAUGAUUGUAAUAUAAAAAAACCUUGAACACAAAGAACAGUAUACAAAAUAAUGGAAUGCAUUAUACAAAACAUAAAUAAAUACAGAAAAACACAAGGGGUAUUUUUCAGCCCCCAUCCAUUAUUUUUAAAUCACACGGUUGUUUUUUUUUAUACACAGGCUGUACAUGCAAUUCUUAUCAAUUGCCUUUUUUAGAUCUUUUCUUUCAUGUGCUUUCAGGAGCAUUACUUGUAAAAUAAUUGUGCUUCUAUCUGGAUCUGACAGUGUUUGUGAUAAGGUAGCAAAAGCUAUUUGAGUAUCAGAGCGAGUGGAAGACAGCAGUGCUCAAACCACUGGCACUCAAAAGUUGCAUUAAAAGUUUGUACAAUAAUGAAUUUGAAGCAGGAGCUCUCUUUAUAGGUGUGACACAAGAAAAAACAAAAGCAUUGUCGUGUAAAUUGGAUCAAAUUGAAUUCAAAUUGUUGUUAAUAAUUCAUAAAUAAGGUCACUGCUUCAAACUCAUAACCUAGCUGUAAUAUAACAAUAUGUCUUAUCUUGUUUUAAAAUCCUGAUGAAAAUGAUCUAGUCAUUCUAACUCCCUUUCUCUUUCAAAUACUUAAUCAUCUCUUGCUUCGCCCCUCUCUGCCUGUGAAUGAAACAACAAAAAAAAACCAUCUUGGAAAUCUGAAACUUAUUUGAAAAUGUGCUGUGUGGAAUGUAAUUAAAGGAUGAUAUUUUUGUACAAA